Messenger RNA from Penicillium canescens, 534 nucleotides. RefSeq lists its product as uncharacterized. NCBI's taxonomy places the organism in Eukaryota, Fungi, Ascomycota, Eurotiomycetes, Eurotiales, Aspergillaceae. The coding region runs from base 1 to 534 and encodes 177 amino acids. The record is from RefSeq and is a predicted model, not a curated record. The transcript has 3 exons.
AUGGCGCAUAACGAAGCGGAUGAUUGUUCACUGGGGUAUGCAGCUCAAUGGCUCAAAAUGCGAGACACCAAGCCAUUUGACAUUUCGAGCACCGCCGACUCGCCGGCCGCUGAGCAAGAUGAAGAUUGCGAGUACGAUGAUGAUCAGACUUAUGUGGAUGAGGGUUAUGUACAGACGGAUAAUGGCAAUACGGAUGUAUUAGACGGCGGAUACUGCGCUCCGGGCACACACAGCGGUGAAUCUGCUCAAGAUGUGCCCCCCGAGCUCCAUGGGUGGUUUUGUACCGUUUACACCGAGUUAGAUGCCCAGGUGAGUGACCUGAAGGACCAGUUCUACAGGCAGGACGGGUGGAACGAAAAUGCGCAGAAGAGUUUGGAGACGGUGGCUCAAAAAUAUGAUGAGAUGCCGGCUAUCCAAGAAGCCUUGGCCAUAGUGCAGGCAGACAUUGCCGAACUCCGAGAGGCUAUCGCAGCGUUGGAAGGAAACAAAGGCAAAGAUGGGGUUGUUGGACGAAAAUCUAAGCGUCUCCCAUAA